CUAGCACGAUGGCCCCUAACUCUCCCAACUCCAACAACUUCAACACUACCCUCUCUCCUCCCAACCUCACCAUCCCAAACGAGGCCUUAGUGGGGAAAGGGACGGGUCAACUUGGGUUGAGUCAAAGGGUGACUGAGUGGAGAAAAACAUCAUUAGUUGCCAAAAAUAGCAGGUGGGUUCAUGGUCGUGUUGAUGCAACUGAAGAUGCGUGUCUAACUCCAACUUCGUUAGAGGAGGGUCACGAUCACGACGCAGACAGUAUCAUAAGAGCAAGUCAAAUGGUGAGAGCACAACUCAUGCAUGUAGCAUCAUCCUCAUUUUCAAACGAGAUUGUUGUGGAAACCGAGGAGAAAAAGAAAGCAUGGGAGAUGUUGCAAGCUCAGAUUCUUCGUGCAUCAGCGUUGGUUCCUAAAAACGAGGUUGUUGGUGGCACUUCAGACUCCACAUCAUCAUUGGACAUGGUCAUGAGUACAACACUCACGAUUGCACCACCGGUUCAGAACCGUUUUUUCUCACAGCUAGAACCAAACACUAACAAUAUGGGCAUCAUUGCCUUUUGUCCCUCUCCAUCAAGUGCUUUGCAGCGCGUGGGGGAACCAGCUAACGAGGUUGAUAAUGUUUGUGAGAAUGGAAAAGCUAGAAGAUAUGAUGGUCGAAUCCAUAGCUAUCCGUACAAGAAAAAUGGCCCCUACACAUGUCCCAAGUGCGACACUGUGUUUUAUACAUCACAAAAGUUUGCUGCACACGUCAGUUCGAAUCACUACAAGUACGAGACGAAAAGUGAGAGAAAGCAGAGAUUGUUGGCAAAAGUCCGAGGGAGAAACCUACGACUACAACAGGUAAAUGAUGCACUCACUAUGGUUCCUAUCAAUGCUGUUAGUGCAAGAAACCACAACAACAACAACAUUGUUGUUACUCCUUCUCCUCCUAGGGUGAUUAAGGCUGAAGUAAUAAGUGAGUUUGGUGCGGAGAUCCCUCCUCCUCCUGGAAUGGAUAAAAUAAAUGGUGUGAAAAUAAAAUUGGAGCCAGUUGAUACAUGAGCCCAAUAACUAGGUUUUAAUUUCAUCCUAAUAGUUUUAGUGUUGUUUAAUUAUUAUUCACAAGGUCGGGGUCAAGGUCAGUCUACAAUUGUG
Cajanus cajan (pigeon pea) is the source of this 1133-nucleotide messenger RNA. RefSeq lists its product as uncharacterized. The record is from RefSeq and is a predicted model, not a curated record. Lineage: Eukaryota; Viridiplantae; Streptophyta; Magnoliopsida; Fabales; Fabaceae.